UGCGGUGCUCUCAGCAGUUCCCCUUCCUGGAGCCGGACGUUCCGCUCCUGCUGGCCAGAACUUAUCACCCACCCGCAGCACCCUGCAUAUGCCAUUCAGGAUGCCGGAGCUCAUCUCUGUCCAAGACUUCAUCUCUCAGACUCUGGAGGAUCUGAGCUCCCCAACCACCUCCUCCUUCACCAGCCACAUGGGCAAGUGCCGAGGCACCGUCUGCAGCCUGGAUGAGGCCUUGGAUUCUGAUCGAGUUGUAUUGCAAAAAAUGAGGAAAGCCACCAAAGCAGAGCAUGCUUCUGGACAAGAUCUUGCUAGCCACAUAGAAGCUCAUAUUGCAGCCCAGGAAAAAUUUUCUGCAAACUACCAGAGUGAUGGUGAUGAGCAACUGGCCGGUGCCUUCCUCACCUUUGCCGAGUUCUCCCAGGAGCUGCUGGCCCCAGUCAAGGGUCUGUUGCAGAGCUUGUCUCACAACAUUAACUUUUCCCUGGACUCGCUGGUAAAGAGAGACUUAAAAGAGCUCAAAGGGGACUUCAAAAAGCCUUUUGACAAAGCCUGGAAAGACUAUGAGAAUAAACUCACAAAGAUUGAGAAGGAGAAGCGGGAGCUGGCGAAGCAGCACGGGCUGGUGCGGAGCGAGGUGGUGGGAGGGGAGAUCGCAGAGGAGAUGGAGAAGGAGCGCAGGAUGUUCCAGUUAAACAUGUGUGAGUAUCUGAUCAAAGUGAAUGAGAUUCAAACCAAGAAAGGAGUGGACUUGCUGCAGAACCACAUCAAGCAUUGCAAUGCUCAGUUCAAUUUUUUUCAGGAAUGUUUAAGGGCAACCGAGACACUUAAGCAGUUUAUAGAGAAGCUCACCCCUGAGCUACAGAGCAUGAAGGUCAGGCAGGACGAGGAGAAACAGCAGCUGUGCUCCCUCCGAGAUCACCUGAAAACAGCAUUACAACUGGAGCAGAAAGAGGACUCUGCUAACAAGCAGCUACGGUACAACAUGCACCAGCUGCAGGGGAACAAGCAGUAUGGGACCGAGAAAUCAGGGAACCUCUUUAAGAAAAGUGAUGGGCUGAGGAAGGUCUGGCAGAAGAGGAAGUGCACGAUCCAGAAUGGCUACCUGACCAUCUUUCACAGCACGCUAAACCGCCCACCAGCCAAGCUGAAUUUGUUGACUUGCCAAGUGAAGCCGAACCCAGAUGAUAGGAAGUGCUUCGACCUCAUUUCACAUAACCGCACAUACCACUUCCUGGCGGAGGACGAGCAGGAAUGCACCGCCUGGAUUUCUGUUCUUAGCAACAGUAAGGAGGAGGCUCUGAACGUGGCAUUCAGCCGGGUGCAUGGCAGUCGAGAGAGCAGCAUGGAGGGGCUGACCAGGGCCAUCAUCGAGGAAAUCAAGUGCAUGCCAGGGAACAGUGUGUGCUGCGACUGCUCAGCACCAGACCCAGCCUGGCUCUCCAUUAACCUGGGCAUCCUGAUCUGCAUCGAGUGCUCCGGGAUUCACCGGGAGAUGGGCGUGCACCACUCCCGCAUCCAGUCGCUGUCUCUGGACAAGCUUGCAACUUCCGAGCUCUUGCUGGCUAAGAACAUUGGCAAUUCUGGCUUUAACGACAUUCUGGAAGCCAACCUCCCCAGCCCUUUGCUGAAGCCCACAGCUGGCAGUGAUAUGGCCCUUCGGAAAGAUUUCAUCAUCUCCAAAUAUGUCGAGAGGAAAUACGCCAAGAGGAGCUCUAGGAACCCAGCUGCCCAGCGCCAGGAGCUACAGGAAGCCAUCAGGUGGAAGGACUUAUUUGUAUUGCUCCAGGCCUAUGCCGAAAAGGUGGAUUUAAGUGACCUUGUUCUGGAGCCUGUGCAGGAACCCGGGGAAACUGUUCUCCACCUGGCAGUGCUGUUAGCUGACCGAACCUCUCUACACAUUGUAGAUUUUCUGGUGCAGAACAGUGGGAGCCUUGUGAAGCAGACAGUGAAGGGAAACACGCCGCUUCAUUACUGCUGCCUCCACAAUAAACCCGAGUGCCUCAAGCUCUUUGUGAGAGCCAAAGCCAGCAUCGCCAUCACCAAUGAAGCUGAAGAGACAGCCCUGGAUGUGGCCAGGCGCAUGAGACACUCCUUGUGUGAAGAACUGCUGCUGCAGGCUCAAAACAAUCAGUUCAACAUGCGUGUUCACGUGGAAUAUGAGUGGCGGCUGGGCCAGGAUGACAUGUAUGAGAGCGACGAUGAUCUGGAUGAGAAGUUGGGCUCCCCGAAGGAACGCAUUCUCCGCCCUCAGAGCUGCUACCAUUCACCUGCCACUGCCUCCCAGCCAGGGGGAAAUGCAGCAGGGCUUUCAAAGGGUGCAAUUCCAGUCCCCCAGGGGAAAUUGCAUGACAUCUAUGCACACUCUCACUCCCACAUACCAGCAGCCCCUGCCUCUGCUCUGUGUGUGCCACCUCUUCCACCACGCAGUGUAAUCCGAGCUCCCAACCUGCCCCCGCCCGCUCCUCCUGCCAACCAACUGGCCAGUGCUGUGGACCCUACAGUCAGGAGGAUCCUGUCGCUACCUCUGAGCAUCAAGCACAAACGAACCUCAUCAGACCCUGUGCCCUGGGUGCUGCUCAGCCCCACGCAGCCCAACCACAGCAGCCUAGCUCCAGAUUCUGGAUCCUCCUCACCUUCCAAAGGCCAUUCUGCAGCAGAAGCCCCUCCCAGGAGACUGAGCACCGGAUCCCGCCAGGGCACCAGCCACUUCACCACCAAGGACACGACACAGCCUGCUGCCCUGGGGACAGUGGAGACAUUCUGUGAGGCCGGCCACAGCAAAGGAAGAAGCCGCGGGCUGCCGUGGCCCUCGCAAGACCCAGGUGGAGGCCCUGGCCCAGCAGAGGACGUGCCGCCCCCAAUCCCAAGGAGGUGCGGCCUGAGUAAACGGCGCCUCUUCCGGGUCCGAGCCCUGUACGACUGUCAGGCUGACCGGGAGGAUGAGCUGACCUUCCGUGUAGGAGAGAUCAUCAUUGUGGCUGAAGAGGAGGACAGCAAUUGGUGGAGCGGCUGGAUUGAAGGGCAGCCCCACAGGAAAGGCGUCUUUCCAGCAUCAUUUGUUCAUGUGCUGAGUGAAUAGAACCUGGAUGGCUGACAGAGGAACAAACAUCUCCGCUGAUCGAAGUGCAGAUCUCCCAGACUCCCUGUUUUCAGCAGGCUUCCUGCAGAGAACACAUUGGCGAGCUUGUGUGUCUCAUCUCUUGUACCUUGUCACUCUCACUUUCAGGCCUGCAGUAUGUGGUUCGGCCCACGGGGCCCAGAGCGGGGCUUGGAGGGAUCAAGUCUUUGCCCGUCUCUUGAGUUGCAAUCAAGUAUCCUAUCGGGUGUCUUUGAGUCCUGCUUUCAGCUCCAGCUGUUCAGCGUGCAGCCUCCCACACAGCAGUGUGGCACUCACUCCUGCAUGGUGCUGGCUGGGAGUGGCCAAAGCUGGGAGAAUGCCAGUUUAGGGACAUCAGAGUUUGGGGCCUGUUUUAACAUGGGAUAACUGACUGCUGACUAACUGGAUAGUCAGUGCCACUCUAGACACGCCACAGAUGUCUGUUCCACACUCAGCCCUAGUGUCCAGAUUAACAUCCACUCUCCUCCCAAUUAACGUGAGUUAACUCAGGUUCCAACAGGUCCCAAGCCCCAUUCCAGUCAAACCCUUCCACUAUCCCAGCCAAGGAGCUGCCCAAAACAGGCUCCCUUCCACUCUCCCAUUUGAACCAGGCAUUCACCUGAGCAGCCAUUUUGACACCCAAACCAUAGAAACUGCACCAGCUCCUGUCUGUGCUGGCAACAAUUCACAGUGUUUUUCUGCUCCAGUGCUACUACUAGUGGGAGCUGGGAGUAUAGCUAAGGCUGAGGCAUUUUUCCCAGCCCCAUUCAUAGCCCUCUUUCCACUAAAGCUGCCACCAAGGGAAUCACCGGCAGAGCUGUGCUGGGACCAAAAAACACCAAUCAGUGUUCCCAGUGGACAGGGGCAUGUGACAGGAGAGAGCUCAUAGACUUUAAGACCAGAAGGGACCA
Messenger RNA from Gopherus evgoodei (Goodes thornscrub tortoise), 4005 nucleotides. RefSeq names its product arf-GAP with SH3 domain, ANK repeat and PH domain-containing protein 2-like. The transcript is spliced from 28 exons. Gene Ontology annotation, cellular component: cytoplasm. Lineage: Eukaryota; Metazoa; Chordata; Testudines; Testudinidae. The coding region runs from base 89 to 3076 and encodes 995 amino acids. Gene Ontology annotation, molecular function: protein binding; GTPase activator activity. The record is from RefSeq and is a predicted model, not a curated record. Gene Ontology annotation, biological process: positive regulation of GTPase activity.